UUUAUUUCAUGUAAAGGAGUGUGCGACAUGAACUGCGUAGGAACCAAUUGUUCUUAGUUUUUGUUUCCGGUCGGACUGAAUCUCGGCGGGACCAGAAACAUGGCGUUCAACUUCGGCGGCGCGUCCAGCAACGCGAGUCUUUCUGGCACGGGCUUCGGAGCCGCGACCACAACAUCCGCGUCCACGAGCUUCGGCUUCGGAUCGGGCACCACGGGUGCGUUCGGGGGGUUCGGCUCCACCACCUCCGCCGGCGCCGGGACCAACUUCAAUUUCUCCACACCGUCAAACACAGGUGCUAGUCUCUUUGGAAACACUCAGAACAAGGGCUUCGGCUUCUCGUCCGGUCUGGGCUCCAGUGCACCGGCGGGGACGGGUUUCGGAGGAGCUCUGGGCGGCACUGGACUGGGCUUCGGAGGAUUCGCUGGGAUCCAGCCCACUCAGAACCAGCAAGGAGGCCUGUUUAACCAGCAGGCGUCUCAGUCCAGUCAGCUGUUUAACACGGCCAGUGCUCUCUCCGCUCCGUCGGUGCUCAAUGACGAGCGCGACUCUAUUCUGGCUCGGUGGAACCAGCUGCAGGCGUUCUGGGGCGCAGGGAAGGGGUACUUCAGCAGCAGCACACCCCCCGUGGAGUUCAGCCAGGAGAACCCCUUCUGCCGCUUCAAGGCGGUGGGCUACAGCUGUGUUCCUGAUGUGAAGGAUGAGGAUGGUUUAGUGGCUCUGGCUCUCAAUAAGAAGGAAGUUGAUGUUCGCUCUCAGCAGCAGCAGCUGGUCGAAUCAUUGCACAAGGUUCUGGGAGGAAACCCCACUCUUUCUGUGAACGUGGAGGGAGUGCGAGCGCUGCCCGAUGACCAGACAGAGAUGAUCGUUUAUCUGGUGGAGCGCUCUCCUAACGGCACGUCGAAGCGAGUCCCGGCGUCCACGCUCUACAGCUACAUGGAGCAGCUGAACGUGAAGUCUGCGCUGCAGCAGCUGGGGGUCAUCAUGGCGGUCAGUCGCACCGCACUGACCCCAGCACAGCUCAAGCAGCUGCUGCAGAACCCCCCCGCAGGUGUGGAUCCCAUCAUCUGGGAACAGGCCAAAGUGGACAAUCCAGACCCAGAGAAGUUGAUUCCGGUGCCCAUGGUGGGCUUCAGAGAGCUGCUGCGCAGACUGAAGAUCCAGGACCAGAUGACCAAACAGCACCAGACCAGAGUGGACAUCAUCUCUAAUGACAUCAGUGAACUGCAGAGGAAUCAGGCCACGACCGCCGCCAAGAUCACGCAGUACAAACGCAAGCUGAUGGACCUCUCACACAGAGUCCUGCAGGUGUUGAUUAAACAGGAAGUUCAGAGGAAGAGCGGUUACGCCAUUCAGCUGGACGAGGAACACCUGAGGGUUCAGCUGGAAACCAUCCAAUCAGAGCUCAAUGCACCGACACAGUUCAAGGGGAGACUGAAUGAACUCAUGUCUCAGAUUCGGAUGCAGAAUCAUUUUGGAGCCGUUCGUUCAGAAGAGCGUUACCGUGUUGAUGCAGAUCUGCUGAGAGAAAUCAAACAGCAUCUGAAGCAGCAGCAGCAGGGUUUGAGUCACCUGAUCAGUGUCAUUAAAGACGAUCUGGACGACAUCAAGACUGUUGAAGACGGGCUUCACGACGGCGUUCACGGACGCAGCAGUAAACUCAGCUGAUCAACGUGAGACACACACGAGACGCUAACCUCAGACGCAGAUCACUGUGUAGGAGCAGCACAUUUAUACUCACUGUGUGUGAUUGAGACUUCGAUCAGCUGGAAUGUUUUACUGUGUCUAUGAUUCAUUAAUAAAGCUUCACCGUAUGAACAAA
Messenger RNA from Carassius auratus (goldfish), 1819 nucleotides. It is a transcript of the gene nup54, whose product is annotated as nucleoporin 54. The record is from RefSeq and is a predicted model, not a curated record. Gene Ontology annotation, biological process: nuclear pore organization; protein localization to nuclear inner membrane; NLS-bearing protein import into nucleus. The coding region runs from base 100 to 1665 and encodes 521 amino acids. Gene Ontology annotation, cellular component: nuclear pore; nuclear pore central transport channel. NCBI's taxonomy places the organism in Eukaryota, Metazoa, Chordata, Actinopteri, Cypriniformes, Cyprinidae. The transcript is spliced from 13 exons. Gene Ontology annotation, molecular function: structural constituent of nuclear pore.